AUUAAUUCAUCCAUCUGCUUAGGUUUCAAGAAACGACUAACGUAACCAAAGAGAGGAAUAACCUCUAACCGCCAUUGUUUCUGUCGUCUCUUCACUUUUUUCUUACAUGCAUGCAUGUCUCCUUGUCUCCCGUCGUAUAUAUAGUCAUUUUGUAAGUUAUACAAUUCAAUAUAUAUAGUUCAUUCGUCCAAAGUUGCAUUACCAGCACCUGCAGAACGGAGACAAAAAGUUGAGAAAAGGAAAAGAUUAACAAAGGAAAUUAAAGAUGGUGGGGAAAAUAGUGGUGUCGUUGGUAUCCUUGAUUCUAGUGGUGGGUGUGAUAUUGGGGGUGGUGAUCGUCCUGCACCAAGAUGGCGGUUCAAAAGAUGAUGACCAAAGCACCAAAGUCCAAAUGAAGGCAUCAGUUGAGGAGUUCUGUAAACCUGCGGAAUUCAAAGAAGCUUGUGCAAAGAGUCUUGAUUCAGUGGCUAAGAACAAUAGUGCUACCAUGAAAGACUACCUUUUGGCCUCCAUCCAAAUCACCGUGGAUGAGGUCAAGAAAUCUUUCGAGGUGGUGGAGAAGACUUCUGUCAACAAUGAAAGUGAUCCUUACAAUCACAUGGCUGUAGAGGAUUGCAAAGAGUUGUUGCAGUAUGCCAUCGAGGAACUCCAGGCCUCCUACUCUAUGGUUGGGGAUACCGAAUUGCAUUCCCUCAAUGAUCGUGUCAGCGAACUAUUGAACUGGCUAGGUGCGGUGUACUCCUAUCAAAGCAUGUGCGUUGAUGCUAUUGAGAAGCCUGAAUACAAAUCCGCUAUAGAAAAGGGCAUGGUGAAUGCAACCCAACUGACCCACAAUGCGAUCAACAUCGUAGCAAAAAUUUCAACCGUCCUCCAAUCAUUCAACGUCUCAAUUCCGGCAAACCUUAAGAGCGCAGCUGGUAGCACAUCUAAUCGUCGCCUCCUUGAAGUUAACGAGAUAGGUCAUGACUCUUACCCUACGUGGUUCCCAGUUGCCGACCGUAAGCUUUUAGCAAGACAUAGGUUUGUAACUCCUCAUGCAGUGGUUGCCAAGGAUGGGAGUGGCCAGUACAAUACCGUCGCCGCUGCCCUCGCAGCAUAUCCCGAAAACCAUAGAGGCAAAUACAUAGUCUAUGUCAAAGCUGGCAUCUAUGAAGAGCAUAUCAUCAUCUCUAAAAAGCAACCAAACGUCUUUAUCUUUGGCAAUGGAGCAGGGAAAACCAUCAUUACUGGAAAUAGAAACUUUGGUCUGAUGAAAAUACCCACCCAAGACACUGCUACUUUCUCUGUUCUUGGUAAUGGGUUUGUUGCUAGGGGAAUUACCUUCCGAAACACUGCUGGUCCAGAAGGGCACCAAGCUGUGGCUCUUCGAAUUAACGGUGAUAUGGCUGCUGUUUUUGACUGCAGCAUUGAAGGUUAUCAAGACACUUUGUACUAUCAAAACCAUCGCCAAUUUUAUCGGAACUGUGUCAUCUCUGGUACCAUAGACUUCAUCUUUGGCUGGGGCUCAGCGGUAAUCCAAAACAGUUUGAUCAUAGCUAGGAAACCUUUGGCAGGCCAGUUCAAUACUAUUACCGCUGAUGGCAAAGAAAUAGCGCUUAAACCAGGUGGAGUGGUAUUCCAGAAUUGUAGAGUCGUCCCAGAAGUAGAAUUGUUUCCAGUUAGGUUCCAACUUCCAACUUACUUGGGUCGUCCCUGGAAGGCCUACUCAACCACAGUAUUCAUGGAGAGUGAAUUGGGUGAUUUCAUCCGCCCAGAAGGUUGGAUGACAUGGCAAGGCGAAGCGUUCGAGCAGACAUGUUAUUACUAUGAGUUCGCCAACCGCGGACCUGGUGCUCUCAUCAAUAACAGGAACAGAAGUUUCAAGAACUUCCGUCUUAUUAGCCCAGAAGAAGCAGCUCAAUACACAGCUGGCCCCUGGAUUAACGGAGAUCUGUGGUUGAGGCAUACUGGUGCACCUUUUUACCUUGGCCUCGGAGGAAGAUAAAACAUGUACCAUAAGUUACUCCUAUAUAUCAUAGGUUGUCCAUCUUUAUGUGCUAAAUCCUACCAUAAGUUGCCAUUUGCUUACAUGUUAUGUGACGGGGAACAUGAUUCGUUUAGAUGGAGAAUAUUAAGGUUUCGUUUUGAAUAUAUAUAAUGCAUGAAAAAUCCAUUAAUGGGAAGUAAUUAUUGUUUCGCUAUA
This is a messenger RNA of Nicotiana tabacum (common tobacco), 2182 nucleotides long. Its product is annotated as pectinesterase 4-like. Gene Ontology annotation, molecular function: pectinesterase activity; enzyme inhibitor activity. The record is from RefSeq and is a predicted model, not a curated record. Lineage: Eukaryota; Viridiplantae; Streptophyta; Magnoliopsida; Solanales; Solanaceae. Gene Ontology annotation, biological process: cell wall modification.